Messenger RNA from Syzygium oleosum, 1511 nucleotides. RefSeq names its product THO complex subunit 3. Gene Ontology annotation, molecular function: protein binding. Bases 115 to 1089 code for a protein of 324 amino acids. Gene Ontology annotation, biological process: mRNA export from nucleus. The record is from RefSeq and is a predicted model, not a curated record. NCBI's taxonomy places the organism in Eukaryota, Viridiplantae, Streptophyta, Magnoliopsida, Myrtales, Myrtaceae. Gene Ontology annotation, cellular component: THO complex part of transcription export complex. The transcript has 11 exons.
UUAAACAUCAUCUUUCUUCCUCUUCUGCGCAGCACAAAGCAACGCGAGUCGCGCCUUCGCAAAAAGCUUCCGUUCGAUUCCAGUCGGCAAAGAGUUCCGUCGCGGUUGCCGAGCAUGGCGGAGGUGGUGCAGCAGGAGGAGGAGGCGGCGGCGGUGGCGAUCCCCUACAAGAACCUCCACAGCAGAGAGUACCAAGGUCACAAGAAGAAGGUGCAUUCGGUGGCCUGGAACUGCGCGGGGACGAAGCUCGCGUCCGGCUCCGUCGAUCAGACGGCUCGGGUCUGGCACAUCGAGCCUCACGGUCACGGUAAGGUUAAAGAUGUUGAAUUGAAAGGGCACACUGACAGCGUGGAUCAGCUAUGUUGGGAUCCGAAGCAUUCGGAUUUAAUUGCAACAGCAUCAGGUGACAAGACUGUGCGGCUGUGGGAUGCGCGAAGUGGAAAAUGCUCACAGCAAGCAGAACUUAGUGGGGAAAACAUCAACAUAACCUACAAACCUGAUGGAACGCACGUGGCAGUUGGCAAUAGGGAUGAUGAGCUAACGAUUUUGGAUGUUCGGAAGUUUAAGCCAAUUCACAAGCGGAAGUUCAAUUAUGAGGUAAAUGAAAUAGCAUGGAACAUGUCAGGAGAGAUGUUCUUUUUGACGACAGGAAAUGGUACUGUGGAAGUAUUAGCAUACCCAUCCCUUCGACCUAUUGACACCCUUAUGGCUCACACUGCCGGGUGCUAUUGUAUUGCAAUUGACCCAGUCGGAAGGUAUUUUGCUGUCGGAAGUGCAGAUUCCUUAGUGAGCCUGUGGGAUAUCUCUGAGAUGCUCUGUGUGAGGACUUUUACGAAACUUGAAUGGCCUGUAAGGACGAUAAGCUUCAAUCAUACUGGAGACUACAUUGCUUCUGCCAGUGAAGAUCUGUUCAUUGACAUUUCAAAUGUUCAAACCGGACGGACAGUGCACCAAAUUCCAUGUCGAGCUGCAAUGAACAGUGUGGAAUGGAAUCCUAAAUACAAUUUACUUGCAUAUGCUGGGGAUGACAAAAACAAGUAUCAGGCAGAUGAAGGUGUUUUCCGGAUAUUUGGAUUUGAGAGUGCAUGAGAUUCCAGAGCACUUUUUGUAGGGGUGAAAUGAUUUUAAGCACAAAAGUUUCCAAUCUUGUGUUCGCUUAGGAUUUUGUGUACACAUAUUCAAAAAUCUCUCAUGUAUGGCACAGAUGGAGUUGUUUGUACGUCUUGUUUAUAAAGGAAGAGCGUGUUCUUUCUUUGAUCUUACUAAGAACUUAUAUUCUUCUUCAGAAAGGUUUUUUAUAUGGAGGUGGGGUUUUACGUUAAAUUCAUCGGAACAGGUUAGGCCAUCGAGUCAUAGAAUUGUUGCAGAAACUCGGAAAGAAAUGUUAUUCAACGCGAUACAGCUCUUCGGCCCUAAAAUGAAAUAUUUUGAUACAGCUCGUGUAAAUAAGCACACAGGCAGUGUUGCUUCGAAUCAUUCUCGCCAUUGGGAUCUCGAUCUUCAAAAGCCCU